Molecule: messenger RNA, 1146 nt
Organism: Durotheca rogersii
Lineage: Eukaryota; Fungi; Ascomycota; Sordariomycetes; Xylariales; Xylariaceae
Exons: 5
Coding region: 1-1146 (381 amino acids)
Biological process (GO): signal transduction
Source: RefSeq, a predicted model, not a curated record
AUGGACAGCGAUGGGACGCUGGCUACUUUGACUACCCCUCGGUCGCUUGGCACUCCGGAUGCUCCCAACCGUAAGGUCCGCGCUUCGGCAUCCCCCAGCGCCGGCCCCGAGCUUCCUGAGGAGGACGUGGAGGAUGACGACGAAAGAGCGAUAUUUCAUAGCGAGUACAAUCGGCUCGCAGACAGGGUGGCCACCCCAUCAAAUCCCGGGUGGACCAACGUGUCCGCUAACUGGGAAGAUCUAGUAUGGCAUACGAUUGCUUACGCCGGUGGGCUUCUCCUCGAGCAGCCGAGUUGGCUCUCCAAAGCUCUGCGACGGGUUUCCUCUGGCCAGUCGGGUAAAUCGACACAGACCGUAAUUACCAAGCCAGAUCGAAAGCCGCUCCGGCACCGGCGAAGCAUCAGCAACGUUGCCUUGAACCUCGCAAACCAGCCAAGGAAAGACGGCUUGAAGAACAAAAAUGUCCCGGCGUUGGUCCGACUAUGCGGGGAGAGCCUUUUUCACUUGCCCGCGGAAUACGCGCCGUGCCCCCUGGUGUUGCCAACGUGCCUUCGCUCGCUCGCCCAGGCUCUCGUACAGAAAGCUGAUACGCGAGGCAUCUUCCGGGUCCCUGGUUCCUCCCGGGUUGUAAAUACGCUCUAUAAUUACUACUACGCCGACGGCGACGCGGACGAUAUCUCUAGCACUGCUCGAUGCCCGAGCCUGCCUGCUCAUAUCAAGUACGGUAUCCACGAUGUUGCCUCUGCUUUCAAGAAAUUUCUGGUCGGACUGCCGGGUGGGAUUUUGGGCUCUUUGUCCCUGUUUGACGCCCUGGUUGCCAUCCAUAGCCAGCUUCGUGUUGACGGGAGGCUCACCAAGGCCGAAGAAACACAACUGCGCGCGCGGUUGAUCGCACUCGCGAUCGCGGCCGUAAAGUCUCGGUACCAGAGGGAGCUUAUCUGUGCCGUAUUUGGCCUCUUGUGCUUCAUCGGGACUCUGGCGGAGGAUGCACCUCACGAAGAUGAAGCCGGGCGGCCGCUUCCGGCAACUGACUUGAUGAGCUAUAACGCUUUAAGCGUCGUAUUCGGCCCCCUCCUAGUAAACGACUUGAUCGACUUCUACAAAAUGCGAAGCGCGGAUCCGGAAGAGAAGUCGUUCAGCACAUGA